This is a messenger RNA of Lampris incognitus (smalleye Pacific opah), 6115 nucleotides long. It is a transcript of the gene dlg3, whose product is annotated as discs, large homolog 3 (Drosophila). Gene Ontology annotation, biological process: chemical synaptic transmission. Gene Ontology annotation, cellular component: neuromuscular junction; postsynaptic density membrane; neuron projection. The record is from RefSeq and is a predicted model, not a curated record. The coding region runs from base 227 to 2947 and encodes 906 amino acids. The transcript has 25 exons. NCBI's taxonomy places the organism in Eukaryota, Metazoa, Chordata, Actinopteri, Lampriformes, Lampridae. Gene Ontology annotation, molecular function: kinase binding.
CCACAGGAUGCCCGGCUGCUGGCCGCUAGUGGGGCACAGUUCAGUGACUCUGGGAGUGUUUGUCUGUCGUCCGCGGCCGGGGUCGAUAAAACGGGAUUUACAUUUUGACGGGCGCACCCGAAAAGGUUCUUCAGACUACAUGUAGUUCUGUCCGAUCCGUUACCUGUCACGGAGUUUGCUUUACUUUUUCUUUUUUGUUUACUUUGUUAUUUCUUCCGAGUACAUCAUGGUUCAUAAAUACGCAGACACAGAGAGGGCGGUGGGGCUGCUCAAGCUGUACCAGGCCAGCCUCACCGGUCCAGAUGAGCAGGCCCUGAGGACCAGUGUGGGGAAAGUGUCUGCCAUUUUCGGCAGCCAGCUGUUUCAAGCCCUCCUUGAUAUUCAGGAGUGUUACGAGAUGACCUUGCAAAUGAACACGACACAGAGCGCUGAGAAAGAAGAUGUCACGCAGGAUGCGUGGGAGGACCGGGAGGAAGGUGUGACUCGGGUUCGAGUGACCAGCAGAAAGAGCCCCCAUAAAGUGGAGCGAGUGUCUGGCCUGGUGAGCCGCUCCCACAUCGACACACCCAAGGCCAACCCUCCCCCCAUCAUCGUCAACGCAGACUCACUAGAUGCAGGCCCUUAUGUAAAUGGCAGUGAUGGGAUGUAUAAAUAUGAGGAGAUCAUUUUGGAGAGGGGGAACUCUGGCCUGGGCUUUAGCAUUGCCGGGGGAAUGGACAAUCCACACAUCCCCGAUGAUCCAGGGAUCUUCAUCACUAAGAUUAUCCCGGGAGGAGCUGCCGCUAUGGAUGGAAGGCUGGGGGUGAACGACUGCGUGCUGCGUGUGAACGAGGUGGACGUGUCCGAGGUGGUCCAUAGCAGGGCUGUGGAAGCCCUGAAGGAGGCAGGGCCGGUGGUGAGGCUGCUGGUCCGGCGAAGACAGGCCCCGCCUGAAACGAUUCUGGAGGUUAACCUGCUCAAAGGGCCUAAAGGGCUUGGAUUCAGCAUUGCUGGAGGGAUUGGCAACCAGCAUAUCCCUGGAGACAACAGCAUCUACAUCACCAAGAUCAUUGAAGGAGGAGCAGCCCAGAAAGAUGGUCGUCUGCAGACUGGAGACCGCCUGCUAGCUGUGAACAAUAUCAUCCUACAGGACGUGCGUCAUGAGGAAGCAGUGGCUGCCCUGAAGAACACCUCUGACAUGGUGUACCUCAAGGUGGCCAAGCCUGGGCCUGUGCACCUCAAUGACAUGUAUGCCCCACCUGACUACUCCAGCACCUUCCCCACCAUGGUGGACAACCACGUCAGCCACAACUACAUGGGGGCCAUGGAGCCCAAACCAGUGUACCAGCCACCCCAGGUGACCCCGUCCAGGUACUCCCCUGUUCCCCGCCACAUGCUCGGGGAGGAGGACUUCACAAGCAGGGCUGAACCUAUUUACAGUGUCAUCCACAAACCUGGGGACAGCAAGGUGCCCCAGGCCCUCUGCAGAGGGGCGCCCCAGGACAAAGGCUUCUGUCCUUCCCCUGCUUCCUUCUACCAAGUUGCACUCCCCUUCUCUGACAGGGAGCCACGGAAGGUGCUGCUGCACAAGGGCUCUACAGGCCUGGGCUUCAACAUAGUUGGUGGCGAAGAUGGAGAGGGCAUCUUCGUCUCCUUCAUCCUGGCAGGAGGACCGGCCGACUUGAGCGGGGAGCUCAGGAGGGGCGACAGGAUCCUCUCGGUGAAUGGGGUGAACCUGAGGAAUGCCACCCACGAGCAAGCAGCUGCGGCUCUGAAGAGAGCUGGCCAGACUGUCACCAUCAUAGCCCAGUACCGGCCUGAAGAGUACAGCCGCUUUGAGUCCAAGAUUCACGACUUGAGGGAGCAGAUGAUGAACAGCAGCAUGAGCUCGGGAUCGGGCUCCCUGCGCACCAGCGAGAAACGCUCCCUCUAUGUCAGAGCUUUGUUUGACUACGACAGGACCAGAGACAGCUGCCUGCCCAGCCAGGGCCUGAGCUUCUCUUAUGGGGACAUCCUCCAUGUCAUAAAUGCCUCCGAUGAUGAGUGGUGGCAAGCGAGGCUUGUCACACCUCAUGGCGAGAGUGAGCAGAUUGGAGUCAUUCCAAGCAAGAAAAGAGUGGAGAAGAAAGAGAGGGCCAGGUUAAAAACAGUCAAGUUCCACGCCAGAACAGGAAUGAUUGAGUCCAACAGGCCAGUCAAAGUAAAGCGCAAAAAAAGCUUCAACCUCUCACGCAAGUUCCCGUUUUACAAGAGCAAGGAGAAUAUUGUGCAGGAGUUGGUGGAAUCGGAACAAUGCCUGACAUCCAACACAAGCGACAGUGAAAGCAGCUCAAAGGGUCAAGAGGACACAAUUCUUUCCUAUGAGCCAGUCAUACGACAGGAAAUCCACUACACAAGGCCUGUGAUCAUUUUGGGUCCAAUGAAGGACAGAAUAAAUGAUGACCUCAUCUCUGAAUUCCCCCACAAGUUUGGCUCUUGCGUUCCUCACACAACUCGUCCAAGGCGAGAGAAUGAGAUGGAUGGCCAAGACUACCAUUUUGUGGCUUCACGAGAGCAGAUGGAGAAAGACAUUCAGGAUAAUAAGUUCAUUGAAGCUGGCCAGUUCAAUGAGAACCUCUAUGGGACAAGCAUCUUGUCUGUCAGAGCUGUGGCAGAGAGGGGAAAACACUGCAUUCUGGAUGUGUCUGGGAAUGCUAUAAAACGACUGCAACAAGCACAACUUUAUCCAAUUGCCAUCUUCAUCAAACCAAAAUCUAUUGAAGCGCUAAUGGAAAUGAACAAGAGGCAGACAUAUGAGCAGGCCAAUAAAGUCUUUGACAAGGCCAUUAAGAUGGAACAAGAAUUUGGGGAGUAUUUUACAGCCAUUGUACAGGGUGACUCACUAGAGGAGAUCUACAAUAAAAUCAAGUUAAUCAUCGAGGAGCAGUCAGGCCCCUACAUCUGGAUCCCCUCCCCAGAGAAGCUCUGAGCUCCCAGCUGUCCCGCCCCUCUGCAUCCACGCAGAGCUCCCUUCCUGUCUCCCAGAGACCCCAACCAGAUCCAAAUAGCCCCCCUACCCACACCCCUUCCCUUUUUUUGCAGAUAUGUUUCAUAUCAACUUUUAGUGUCAUCAUUAUGUUAUUCUAAUGAAAAAGAAGUCUUAUCACCAUUACUGUGACUGUGCACACCCCUGCAUGAGUUUCUCAACAAAUCUAUUCAAGACUGGAGAUGCCAUUCCAAAUGAAUUUGUCAUUUAAAAACAAAAAAGGGAAAAGGAAUGAAUCCUUUUGUGAACUGGGACUGACUGAAGAUGAGGAUGUUUUCCAGAAUUCUGGAGAGAGGAGUUGGGAUACAAAAGAAGUUUGCAGGGGAACAAAGACAAAUCUUACCAAGUGGGAACACUUUGUAAAUGUUCAUUGAAUCACAUUGGAGUUUAAAAAAAAAGACGUGCAAGUUGAGACAUUAAGACCAACUAUGGUUUUUUUCUAAAAGGACUGGAUAAAGUCAAGCCCAGCUGAUGGUACUGUUCAAGAAGUUGGCAUUUCUUGUUUGUAAUGACUGAGGAUAUAGGUGGAGAAGCCUACAAACUGGUAAUCUAUUUAUCACAAAUCAGCUUGCUGUUUUGUCGUCUGCGAAUUAUGUGUGCUGCAGCCGAUAGACUUUUUUUUGGGGGGGGGGGCAGAGCAAAAGGAAGAAAUGCGUUCUGAAUCUACAUUUAUAUAAUGAAAUCACAAGAUAAAUUAUAAAAUCCUACUGAGGUUUUACUACAUAUUAAAAACGACACAUUUUACACUUCACUAGAAUUGUCUACAUGGAGGGCUGUUAGAUUUUUUUUUUUUGUGGGAUUAUUUUGCUUGUGGUUUUUAGCUGCUCUGUGUAAAGGAUGGGGGUAGAGAAGUGUAACUGGGCUCUCUGCAAAACACCAAACUGCCUUACAUCAAAUACAAAUUCUGUUUUGUGGCUACCUGUUCUCUGUGAGGGAGGCUACUCUUAAAACUACGAGAAAGCGAAAAUGUUCUCAUUUUUCCUUUUGAUGUCCUCCAACUUCCAGGAGGCCUGACAUGAGUGCAAUAGAUAAAAUGCAGUCUCACCUCUGUGAAUGCCUAUUUCCCCCAUGUAUUUUAAUCUUUCCCUGUUUAAUUAAAUAAAUAGCCCAUUGGCUGCCAAUUUGGACUGCCAGAGCCUCCUCACUCAUGUUGAGCAGCAGACCACCCUAUUACACUCUCUGCCUUCCAAGAGGAUUCUCUUCUGAUGGAAUGGUCACAUGGUACUGUCCUGUAUGCCACCACGGUGGUGGCCUUAAAACGGGUAGAACAAGACAACAAUUGUAUUGGAUGUCCUAACUAUUAAAGAGUCAAUUUAACCUGUCUUGAAUUAUCCCCUUCCCCCUUACCAAAAAGAACACUAAAAAUGGGUUUGAUUAAACCUGUAUGCUCUGUGUAUCUAUUACAGUAUGAAUUUGUUCUGAGCAGGUUGCUAAACCACUGUGUUGAGCCCUGAAGUGUGUCUGGGGCAAGCUAAGCUGGCUCAGGAAUCUAACAUACAGAUACCAUUUCCCCUGCAACUGAUAGCUAUGUUGGAAAGGAUACACGGAGAGAGCUAUCAAAGAAAUGUAAAUGAAGGAGUGCUCUCAGAACUUAAGUUUUAAGGCAUUUUCAAUUGAACAAACUAAUCAGAGGAUGUACUGUGUCUUCUUUUUCUUGUGGUGAAGCUUUGUCAAGAUCAGCAGUGUGGUAACCCUUGCAUGAGUUGGCUGUGUGGUAUCAACAGGAAUGAAAUGACCUGCCCCAUCUUUCCAUGCGGAUCUUUGCACUGUGUGUUAGAUGUGGUGGGGAGGGGGGGGGGCAUAUUUGACUUGUCGAAGAAGGAAUACUAAGGCCCCUAACCCUGUGAACAUCUUACUUUCCUCCUCAGUUUUUGAAGAGGGUAAAAGGGAUUUUCUCAUCAGAGAGCCAGACCCAACAGGAAGUGAGACCCCAAUCUCUCUGGGUCCCCUGCUCUCUCCCACCCGCAGAGCACAUGUACCUGCAGGCAUUUUCUGAACAGGUGUGUCCACCUGCCAGGCACCACUGCUAAACCAGCUGUCAUUACCUGUGUCAAAACCAGAGUUCAGGGAAUAACCGAAGGGAACAGAGCCAUUUAUAAACUGCUUGCAGACUGUUUCAAAGGGUGUGGUAAUUGUACAAUGUAAAUAAGCCCUCAGCAGAUCCCCCUCACCUGUGCUUCAUGCAUGUGUGAAUCAAACUGGGACAAACAUGUUUUAUAGACCACAAAUGUCAGGUAAGUAAACUUUGAGCUAUUGAGAUAUAAUUUCCAUACAAUGUGCCGUAUUGUUGGUAUUUCUCUAGACAAAUCUCUUCAGAUGCCUAUUGGAACACUUAACUAGUCAGUUGGGAAUUCAAUCCCCUCAAAGUAGGGACUGUCUACAUGUGAUUUGUUGUGGAUAAUGUCUGGGUGUAUAGAUUUUAAAAAAUAUAUAUAUAUAUAUUGUAAAAAAAAUGAAAAGAUGCAGGCAGAAACCUACGCAACAAUAUCAGAAACCGGGAGCAUUGAUCAAUCUCAUCUAGAAGUUUAGAAUUGGUCCUCUCUGGUGUUAAGUUGAAAUACAGCUGACUGUUAACAAUGUGUGUGGUAUUCAUACCUCAGUCAGCCAUGUCAAAGCCCAAAGAACUUGAUUUCAUUUUACUCUUUCCAUUAAGGUUGUGAUAUAUAACAAGAUGGAACCUGAAUGCCUCUGUGUGUGUAUAACUGAUGAGGGUCUUUAUUGCAGAGAGAGAGAAAUAGUGACGUAUGCUUUUACUUUUGGGGUGGGGGGGAUCAGGGUUCUUGUUGUUUUGGUAGAUGAGUUGUUUAUGUUACAGCACAUCUGUGCAAUAAGUGCUUGCAAACAUGAACCCUUUGAUUGUACAGUAGUUUCCUUCCUGUCACUGCAGGUGGUACAGCCUAUUGGGACACUUGGCCUCAUGGUCUUCCCUGUCCUAGUAAUGAGGGAACAGUCCUGCAACUUUUGUUUGGGUUUUAUUUUGGGACAUGACCAGAGUUUAUUUGUUUGAAAAUAAUAAAAUAUGUGACUUGGACUGAUGUGCUCUUUAUUCCUUGACAAGUUCCUAGGUUUUACAGACUUGUAGAUUUCAUGUAACAGGCUAAACGAAUGUGA